AACACGGACGAUUUCUAGUUUCACUGGAAAAGACAGUAAACACGGUUCUCGCAAGCACUUUGGAAGUGAAUCCCAAAACUGCCAUCGUCACGUUCCUACCAGGACCAAGGGGUGGAAACAAAACUUUCCAAUUCAAAGUUUUGAUCCAAUGUGCGCGCCGGUCGGGAUCAAGUGUCUCUCCCCGCAGCCUCAAAUCUGAUUAGAAAGUUGAAGCGCGCCCUCUACCAAUCGAUAAUUUCCAAGCCGUUGGUGCAGGGCUCUGGUGAUCCAUAGACGUUGGGAGCCCCGACAGCUGACAGGACCACACGUGGUUUAGCCGCUGAAGCUAGCAGCACCACCGUGCAUCGCCUCAGUUCGUCUGUAGCCGGGCGUGUUUUGAGACUGCCUAACGCAUCGUGCCGUUGUGUGAGUGUGUUGCGUUGAAGAGCAGCCACGCAGGCCGAAUCGCCUACCGCGCCCGAUCCUCUCCAGUGACUGACCGCCAGGUAUACGGACUGCGGCACUGUCUGGCGGGGUAUUCUAUCCUUCGCGUCCGACCAACCACCGCUAUCAAAUCCUCACUAUUUACAAGCGGUUCGCCGACGAGGCGGCAGUGGAUUCGAGUGCCGGCGACGAGCCCUCGCCGUAUCGACGCGUUCACCGUCAGAGCCUGAACCAAACGCCGACUCCUCGGAUCCGCCAACUUCGCCGGGUUUGCUGUAGCCGUCGCCUGGUCCACUAAGAGCAACUGUCUGUCAUAUUUCGCCUGAUUCUUCAGUCUUGUUUGCGUCUUCGAGGGCUCCAGAUCUCAUGAGCGAUAUGUCGUUUCUUGCUUUGGAUUCCAACAGUUGGCAGGAGCGGUCUGAUCUGCUAUCCAGCCACCGACCAGGCUUCAGUGCCGCCUCGGUCGGGGCCACAUCGUCCUUCUCCCCGGCCACGCGUCUGUCACACACGCCGACCGCCACGGACUUCCAGCCGCCCUACUUCCCGCCGCCCUACAACAUUCCCCAGCCCCAGUCCCAGCUGGAUUUUCACCACCCCCACGUCAAUACGGACCCCUACGCCCACCUCAACCCCAUCCACCCGCAGGCCCAGCACCAGUACAUGCACCCCCAGCAGCGGUCGCAGCACAUGCUGCGCUCGGGCCGCGACGACACGGACCACUUGAACCUGCACCACCCCGGCAUGCAGCUUCCGCCCAGUCGUGACUAUUCCGGGGUACGGCGGCCCGAUGUCUUGGUCCACGGCGGGCCCCACGGACUCGGCCCUGAGCAGACGGACCUCGCAAUGUUGCACCAUCCUAGUGGAUUGCACGGAGUGGACGACACAACGAGAAGCCACACAUGCGGCAUUGACGUCAUCCGCACAGUUCCUUGGUUCAUGGAGACUUCCGAUUGUUACAAGGGAGCACACGAUGAUGGUUCCAACUAUAUACACGGCGAUCAUCAUUCAUCAGUUAUUAGAAAAGCAGGCAUUCGACAGAAGAACGAAAAUGGCAAGGACGGUCUGGUGUCCAAUGUCACCUCCCCGAACGACGUGUUCUGUACCGUGCCCGGCCGCCUCUCGCUUCUUUCCUCUACCUCCAAGUACAAAGUCACAGUCGCCGAGGUUCAGCGGCGGCUGUCGCCGCCCGAGUGUCUCAACGCUUCGCUUCUUGGAGGUGUGCUCAGGAGGGCAAAGUCUAAGAACGGAGGAAGAUAUCUGAGGGAAAGACUAGAAAAAAUUGGCUUGAAUCUCCCCGCUGGAAGGAGAAAAGCCGCUAAUGUUACUUUGUUUACGUCAUUAGUUGAAGGCGAAGCAAUACAUUUAGCCCGUGACUACGGUUAUCUCUGCGAGACCGAGUUCCCGGCCAGACAGAUCUCCGAGUACAUCGCCAGGCAACACAAUGAUCCCACUGAAGUUCCCACCAGAAGAAACAUGGUCCUAGCCACAAAGCAAGUCUUGAAGGAGCUGCAGGACGUCUUGUGCCAGGACCGCACCCCGAUCGGCAACACGAGGCCUCAGCCGAUCCUGGAGCCCUCCAUUCAGCGGUGCCUGACGCACUUCAGCCUCAUCUCGCACGGCUUCGGCACCCCGGCCCUCUCCGCCUCCAUGGCCACCCUCCAGAACGUGCUGACCGAGAUGCUUAAGUACAUGGACAAAGCAUUCCCCAACGUCACCCCGCACUCGGCCCAUUCCACGUCAGGAAGCAAGAUCGAUUCCAACUCCAACAAAACGAACGGCGAGAAGGCCGACGAGCCCCGCAACAAGGAGGUCGUAUGAGACGCCUUGUGAGAGAGACUAGCACAGCUGUAUUAGUCUCCGUACAAGACGGUAGACAAACGGAGAGAGAGAUUGAUCAGAGUUUUAAGAGUAAACUGCGCGUUCAGCUCUGGAGUACCGACUGCGACUUGUCUGUACCAUUAAAGGGUGGACUUCAGAUAUUUCCAAAUCUGAACUGCCAACAUCCAUGUUGGAUCCGGAAACGGAAAUGGUAAGAAAUCUACACAAUAUCUCACGCGACGUCACGAUGUCGUGAAUUCAGCUAGCGUGGCAUUUGGAUCUUUUUUUUUUAAUCACAAAUCUCCCGCCAAAACUUUAAUGGCGUCACGCAUCCGCAGACGUGUCAAUUGACGUCCAAGAUGGAUGACGUUCCCCGGGCAGAUGCACCAAAGACAAACAGUGUGUAUGGCUCAUGCUGCAAUUUCUCGUCGGAGAACUGAAAAACAAAAGGACGUGUUGCCAUAAUCUCUUGGAAGACUCUUCGUAAAUCUAGGAUCUUAUUUUUCCCACCGACUAAUUAUAAAAGCACCUUGGAAAUGACUCCCUUGGUGAAGAGAUGGCAAACAGUGCUAAUAUUGUGCAGUAUGCUCCCUGCUGAUAUGCCAUGUGUGUCUGCGUCUCAACCACUAAAAGUUGGACUUGUGUAGGUAGCGUACAUUGCUCGACAGCCUUCAAAGUGCACAUUAUAUCCUUGGUACAUACACCGAACAAGGCAACUCCGGUCUGUAAAAUCUUUCGUAAUGGUCGGAGGAGGUCGCAUUAUUUAUGCAUCGCUGGUGUACUCCGUAUGGGCUGUUUAUCCAAUCAAAAAAAGGUACUGGAUGACGCCAGUGUUGGUUCGGCCAAUCGGAUUAUUUUCGACAGUUGUCAGGACAUUUUGCUGAAACUUUAGGUAUAUUAGGCGUACCGAAGUACAGAGGAAUUUCUAGGCUGGCAAAGAGAACCUUUAUAUGGUAUAGUAGUUUUUAUAAGCAAGAGGCUUGUUUGAAAGUGUUGUUUCCUUUGUUUUAUAUCCUUAUAGAGUGUUUCAUUUUGUAUUUUAACAUUGCGAUUUGACAAUCAAGCAGGUGGAGUUUUGUGUACGCUAAGCAAGUAUUGUUGGGCGUAGUCUGAGGCUUUUGUUAAAAUUUAUACAAAACCUACUAAAUUUCGAAAGGUGCCAAGCAGAUCCACCCCUUUAGCGGUAAACGAAAUGCCAAAUGUAUAUCGAAAAUAUAUAUAUAACUCGUGGAGGGAAAAAAAAUGUGCUUGGUAAACUUUAGUGGAACAACGCGAAAAGAGUGGUGAGAGUGUUAAAAAAAGGCGCGCAUUUUGAUUCUGGAAGUAAGGUAAUUGCUGGACGCAGAUUUCUUUUCCAAAAGGUGUCCCACAAAAACAAGGCUGAAAGUAAAUACAGUACUGCCGUCAUUGCUUUAAUAUUUUCUUCCUCUAAUUGGACAAGAAGGCUUGAACGUAAAAGCUUAGGAACCGCUGAUUUUUAUUCAGCCAUUUUUUUUAACGGCUGUGUUGUGCACGUGCAAUGUUUCAGGUUGAAAUUGGUGGUUGUAAUGAGCCGAGUCUCACCUCGUCGUACUCACCACAAAACUGUUUUGAACGAUUUCUUUUGCUGUCUUUCAUUCGCGCCAAACAAAAAACAAAAAAACAAAAAACAAAAAAAGGGGUGAGGAUCUUCGGCUUAUAGUUAACUCCAGAUAAUUUUACCUGUUCCGAGUUCGAAUUAAUUUUUUUUUUCAAAAUACGCUGGCGCCCUGUCGGUCAAAUUUAAGAUUUGGAAAUUUACGCUGGUUACCGGUUCUUUUCAGUAAGUUACAUUCACCAGGUCUUUUUUAUUUCUGUGGGAAUGACAUAUAGCCAUCACAACUUUGGAAACUCUUCACUAAGGUCUGGACUUCAGCUGAUGCUGAUACGAAACGCCUCUACCAGACUCGUCCCCCGUCUUCUCGUUCGUGUUAAGUGUUGCCGUGUCGUAGAUUAGUAUCCUUUCCUUGCAACCAAUGGGUUUUAAGGAUGUCAAUGACGUGCGGCAGACGUAUGCCACGUCACUGCAUACGUCAGUGAUUUGCAUAAUACCCAGGUUUGGUUGAUUGUGACUAGAGAUGAACGGAGCUUUUCUGUGGCGGCUUCUGAUGAACUUAAAGGCAUUACCUUAAGAGUUUAACCAAUUAAUUGACAUGAAAGUGGCACGUAUCCUCUUGGUACCAUACCUUGUUUCGAUAACGGCAAUGACCUACCUUGCUUAAAUCUCAAUGGGUAAAAUGUGUUCGAAAGCAACUCAGCGUUUUUACCAAAACAUGGUGCAACGACUUUUUGUUUGGUUUUACGUAGGAUUUUAAGUGUUUGCUUUUAUAAUUGCUCUUUAAUUAAAGAGCUGUUAUUUAUCCCACCAAUUAACAAAGUUUUUAAGCUGUCUUCAGGUGACUUCUCGUUUGCCAAAUUGUUGCUUCCUACUUCUUGGUAAGAGCAGUAGGUUACUGUAAAGUCUUGUCAUAGGCGUAUUUUGUUUUUUAAAUCAUUUGUGCAACUGAUAGGUUUCCAGGGACCAUUGCCGCCAAAUGAAGUCGCUAGGGGGCGCUCUGGCUAUUAAACAAAUUCAAUGAGGUGUCAUGGCGGAUUUCGUUUUUUUUUCGUUAGCCGUGUGUAACUAGAGACACUGUUAUCAUCCGUCUUUAUCAGAGAAAUUGUAGAGGUAAGGUGUUUUUUCCUCUUUGUAUGAACAAUAUGACGAUUUCUGCCGCCUUCUUUUGAGGUAAAACCUUAAAAUGCCGCGCGAACUAGGCCUAAGUACUGUUUGAGAAAGGUACACCAGAAAUGCGGAAGCCAUUGCUACCGGUAUAAAAAGAGAAAUACAGAAUUCAUGGAUUAUUGUGUUGAACUGUACAGCUAAAUCUAGAAUAGGUUUUUCAAGCACACACAAAAGGGACUGAUGUGAAGAAAGCGCUGCGCUUUCGAAUCCAUGCAAUGUAUGAGUAAAAGGGGAAAAACAUUGCCAAAAACGAAUGCUUUGGAAUAUAACAAAACGAUCAUAAAGGUUAGUUCGUUUUUCAAAUCGAGAGAUUUUUGUAUUUUGUGUGAGUGACUGAGGUUGAGCCAGAUGUAUUAUGAAUAUUGUACUGUACGUAAUUAUUGUCUUUAGUUGAGUCAAUACUUAAUUUAUCCUAGACUAGCCUGUGCGGUCCAUUUAUAACUCACAAUGUACAAUCAGUAAUUACUUGGCAGGAGGACUAGGCAGGCUAGUCUAACAAUCACCCACCGCCAUUGUUUCGUAUGUAGCAAGCGGAAAGAUAACUGUAUAAAAACGAAGUGUUUUUUUUCCUCGGAAUUUUUCUUUCUUUCUCUAUACAUAUCUCUUCGAGUGCUACUCUCAGUCUUGAAUAUUAGGAAGAAAAAAAAAACGAUGGAACCUUUAUAGCGUCAUUGUUAAUAUGUGUAUCACGUGACUUGUAGUCAUUAAUGCCAGAAUGUUGUACAUGUAGAUACUUAUCAAGAUAUCGAUACUUAUUAAAGAUAUCGAUCAUUAAGUGUUCGGUUAUACUCGUCAAGGAAUCGAUUAAAAACGACAAUUGGAUGAUAAAAAGUGCAAAUAUUUCGAACGGGUUUCAUUCGGUUUUUAACGCUUGUUUCAAAAUACCCGCAGGGGAUUUGUUUCCAUUAUUUCUUUCACAAUGUGAUAAUCUCAAUAUCGGUCUCCUUUAUGAUUUUUUUUUCUCCUUAAACGCACUUCCUGAAACGGAUACAGGGUAUUUUUCUACUGAAACUUCUCUUCUUUGCGAUAUAUGCUUACUGUGCGAAUAUUCAGAGACCAUGAACUACCGUCUCUGUUAUUUUCGGAUCUUUUCAAUCCAGUUUAGAAAUGAAUGUAAAACAAGGCAAACAGAUCUUUUUUCACGACGGAAUUUCAUUUUUUGAGUGAGCAAGCAAAAUGUGGAAAUAUAACUGCAGACUACUUGAGCGGCUUGUACUUGUAAAAUUCCACGACUUCAAUUUUUACAGCACUGGAACUUAUCACUUUAAGAGACAGAGAAAAGUGAACAUCUGGCAAAUAACAUGUAGGUAGAGCUGUGUGGAAGGGUUAAUGAAACUCUAAUUUAAGAAUAAUUUAUUGACUUUAAAAAUAGAAUUACUGGAAAUUUCAAUUUUUUUCUUAGUAGGAUUCUGGUGGUGAAAUGCAAUCAAUGUACACAGAAAAAUGUGGGAAUUUUUUGGUUUGGGGGGAUUUUUUAUAUGUUAACAGUAAAUCUGUCCUUUAUGUUUUUGAUAAAAUCUGGACGAGUGAAGUAUAGGUUAUGUGAAAACAAAAGCUCAGAUGAAAUAUAACAAUAAAAAGAACGACUUAGUAUUGAA
This is a messenger RNA of Acanthaster planci (crown-of-thorns starfish), 6582 nucleotides long. Its product is annotated as transcription factor AP-2-epsilon-like. Gene Ontology annotation, molecular function: RNA polymerase II transcription regulatory region sequence-specific DNA binding; DNA-binding transcription factor activity, RNA polymerase II-specific. Gene Ontology annotation, cellular component: nucleus. The record is from RefSeq and is a predicted model, not a curated record. Gene Ontology annotation, biological process: regulation of transcription by RNA polymerase II; anatomical structure development; regulation of cell population proliferation. NCBI's taxonomy places the organism in Eukaryota, Metazoa, Echinodermata, Asteroidea, Valvatida, Acanthasteridae.